Molecule: messenger RNA, 291 nt
Organism: Limulus polyphemus (Atlantic horseshoe crab)
Lineage: Eukaryota; Metazoa; Arthropoda; Merostomata; Xiphosura; Limulidae
Product: mitochondrial dicarboxylate carrier-like
Exons: 2
Biological process (GO): phosphate ion transmembrane transport; thiosulfate transport; succinate transmembrane transport
Molecular function (GO): oxaloacetate transmembrane transporter activity; succinate transmembrane transporter activity; sulfate transmembrane transporter activity
Source: RefSeq, a predicted model, not a curated record
GUUCACCUUCAGACACAGCAGGAAGGAAAACUAAGCCUUGUACGUAAUACUAUUAAUAUUGUUCGUUACCAGGGAAUUCUCGCACUUUACAAUGGUCUUAGUGCUUCAUUGCUGCGCCAGUUGACGUACUCCACUACUCGCUUCGGUAUCUAUGAGGUUGUAAAGCAAAAUGCAACGAAACCAGGAGAACCAUUACCUUUCUACAAAAAAGUUAUGUUUGCAGCUGUUGCCGGAGCUGCUGGGGGAUUUGUGGGCACACCAGGUGAUAUGGUGAAUGUCAGGUGAAGAACA